Messenger RNA from Protopolystoma xenopodis, 786 nucleotides. Lineage: Eukaryota; Metazoa; Platyhelminthes; Monogenea; Polystomatidea; Polystomatidae. The record is from the annotation of a GenBank genome assembly.
UCUCUCUCUCUGGCUGUCUCCUUCUGCGACUGCAAGCACUCUUACGACUUGACCGGUUGCCCCCACUCGCCGGCGGACUCAUCAUCGCUCCAGCGCCCGUUAGCUCCACCCGUCCGGACAAACAAUCAAGCCUACAUUCAACACACACACAUACACACACACACAGCCCGUCUGCAGCGUAGACAGGUAAACGCCCUGCUGCAUUCCAUCAAGCAUCUUCUCUUCACUUUCACUCAUGCUCGUCCAGCUCCCAUCGGCACACUCAAACUGACGUCACUUUCGCCCAAACGCCAGUCGGACAUGUCCUGUUUCCCAUCCAUUCCCAAAUGUUCUCUCUUGCCCAUCGACUCCCAACCGUUCUCUCCUCCUCUUGGCCUAGCGACAAAAUAUAUACUCUCUUGGCUCGCCUCCCCUCCCCUUCUCUCCUCUCCUCUCCUCUCCUCUCCUCUUCUCUCCCAUCAUGCAUGCUCUCUCUUUUCUCUUUUUUCUUUUUUCUUUUCUCUUUUCUCUUUUCUCUACUUGAACCGUCGACAUUGUCUUUUAGCCGCUUUCUCGCUCACCAAAUUACAUGCUGCCUCCGCCGCAGCUUGUGACUUGAACAAGUUUUGCGCUUCCGCUGGUCGCUCGGCUGGUCGGCUGGUCGGCUGGACGGCUGGCCGGCUGGCCGGUUGGCCGGUUGGCGGGUUGGCGGGUUGGCGGCUCGGACGGCCAGUCGUGUCUGCGACGGCCUCGAGUUUGGCUGUCAGACGCGAAGUGGGUCGGUGGCGGGGCUCAACUGUUAAAUAA